Molecule: messenger RNA, 1530 nt
Organism: Postia placenta MAD-698-R-SB12
Lineage: Eukaryota; Fungi; Basidiomycota; Agaricomycetes; Polyporales; Adustoporiaceae
Product: glycosyltransferase family 57 protein
Exons: 12
Coding region: 1-1530 (509 amino acids)
Biological process (GO): protein N-linked glycosylation
Cellular component (GO): endoplasmic reticulum membrane
Molecular function (GO): dolichyl pyrophosphate Glc1Man9GlcNAc2 alpha-1,3-glucosyltransferase activity
Source: RefSeq, a predicted model, not a curated record
AUGCCCAAGCUUUCCCUCUGGCGAUCUGUGAUACACCUAGAGCCCGCAGAAUGGGACAUACUCAUCGUGUCGACAUGUCUCAAGCUCCUCCUGUUUCCCGCCUACCGGUCGACCGACUUUGAAGUGCAUAGGAAUUGGUUAUCUAUCACGCACUCCUUACCCAUAUCCAAGUGGUAUUACGAUACAACAUCUGAGUGGACGUUGGACUACCCUCCAUUCUUCGCUUACUUCGAGAAGCUCAUGUCGAUACCCGCAUACUUCAUCGACCCUCGCAUAGUCGACCUAAACAACUUGAAUUACGCCGCGUGGUCGGUUGUUGCGUAUCAACGCACUACCGUGAUUCUGACCGAACUCGUACUCGGCGCUGCCGUCUUAAGAUUUAUUCGAGGUGCUACUGAUCCAACAACACAGAGAAUUAUAUCUGCGUCUCUCUUUCUUCACCCUGGCUUUCUCAUCAUCGACCACAUCCACUUCCAGUACAACGGCUUCAUGUUCGGAAUCCUGCUGUGGUCCAUCCUCAUGGCGCGUAACGACAACAAACUCGCAAGUGGAUUUCUCUUCGCCGUUCUCCUGAAUUUCAAGCACAUCUAUAUGUACCUCGCCCCCGCAUAUUUCAUCUAUCUCCUGCGUUCAUUUUGCUUGUCUCCGUCAGGCGCGCUGCUUCCUGCACGUUUCAUCGCCCUUGCGAAUGCCGUCAUACUUGUCUUCCUAGUCUCGCUUGGGCCAUUCCUCUUGAUGGGCCAGCUACCUCAACUCCUAAGCAGACUAUUUCCUUUUACCCGUGGGCUUAACCAUGCAUACUGGGCGCCGAAUGCAUGGGCACUAGUUACAGCGGCGGACAGAGUCCUGCUCAAAUGUAAGUCUGCUCUGGGUUCCUUAGCUGUGAACUCGUCUGGCGUUGCUUCGACGUCCCGUGGUUUGGUCGGCGAUACUGUCUUUGCCGUUAUACCCAAUGUGAAGCCUAUCCACACGUUCAUCAUCACCAUUGCAUUCCAAGCAAUUUAUCUAGUGAAACUCUGGAGAACACCUACAUAUAAAUCGUUCUUAACGGCGCUCACACUCUGCGGAUAUACAUCCUUUAUGUUUGGCUGGCAUGUCCAUGAGAAAGCAAUCUUGCUUGUGCUGGUCCCACUGAGUUUAUUGGCCGCUGAGAAUCACGCAUACUUCAGAACUUUCUUGCUGGCCUCUGUUGCCGGAAUCUUCUCUCUGUUCCCUCUCUUGUUCACUGCACCAGAAACGCUCAUAAAAGUAAUCUACUCCGUAACAUGGGCUAUUUUCAUAUUUAUACCACUGCAUCGACGCGUUUACGAGUUUCCUCGGUCUCUUCCUUUCGUCAUCAUUGACGGGCUGGAGAAAUUGUACCUUGCAGGCUUCAUACUGCUGCAAGCAUUCGUAACAUUUUUCCCAGUUGCCACGCGUCAAAGUUCGGCGUCGCUGGAAUUUCUGCCAUUGAUGCUGACGAGCGUGUAUUGUUCGGUUGGACUGGUGUGGGCUUUCUUACGAUUAUCCGUACUCUACCUUAGGGGAUAG